AUGCGACCCCCAAGCCCACCGCGGGCAUCGCCCGUCAGGAUGGGUUUGCUGGAUGAACCAGAAAUGCGUCCGCGCCUCGCCUCCUCUUUAAUGAACCGCGAGGCGCUGACUUCCAGGACUCGACGAGGAUCCAUGACCGACCGGUCACCGCCUCGUCGUGCAGCUUUUCGACGCUUGACCAGAAGGCAAAAGUCGGCUGCAAAGGGUUCCACGAGUUUGGGUCUUCGUCACACCCGCGUCAACGACAUCCUGGCGACCUUUGGCGAGGAGGAGACCAUCACCUCGCGCCGCCCUUCGUCCUUGCCUGGCGGCUUAGACAGCCAAGGAGGAGCUGGCUUUGGCUAUUUUCAGGACCGUUUGAAGGACCUUGAAUCGGCUAUGCAGCCUCAACUGCGGAAUCGAGCCAAGACAGAGGACCUCCGAAUCGAACUUGCCGAGCUGGCUCCAGACCGGAAGCUGGAUGGCUUGGUGAAAGAAGGCUACAUCACGGAGGAUUUCUCACGGUUGGUCUACGAGAAGUUUAGAAACGAAGAAGAGCCCGUCUUUCUGGAAGACCUGCAGCUGGAGAAAACUGGUGGGCUCAACAUGGUGAGAGAGCUUGAUGCUCUCUUGGCCCAGAAAUAUUUCUGGUUUGUCGUUCUCAUCGUGUCUGUGAUCUUCAAUGUUUGGUACCUCAUACAUUUGGACUGGCAAAUCUUCACGACUUACUUCAGAGAAGUUUUCCAAACGUGGGACCUGCCCGGAAUUGCAGAUCGCCUCGCCAACGGCGGCGGCAGCGAAUCCAAGUCAGACAUUCAGGCAGAGCUCUUCGAUGACCCGAUGUUCAAGGGAAGCGUCUUCGGAAUGAUCUCUGACCACAAGACUCGAUUGACAAUCGUGACUGCCGCUGUCAUGGUCGCAAUUUGGGAGGUUGGCUGGCUGAUGGUGCAAGUGGUGUGGGUUGUCUACGUGCUGUACAUGGUGUGCUGUGAACAAUCGGAGUACAAGCGCUACAAUGCGAUCGGUUACUUUUUCCAAACACUUCUGCCACAGGCCAGCACGUUCUCUGCUGUCAAGCUAAUGGCCCGAGUCCAUCCAUCUUUGAUACUCAAUGAGUAUCACGACUGGGUGUGGACACAGAAGGAAUACCAUCGGCUGGAUCAUGCAGGAACCGAGGGUGGCUCCGAUGUAGUUGGCCGUGCGUGUCCACUAACUCAAGAUCUGCCAUGCAAAGAGGCUGACCAUGUCGCUCGAGCCUCGCAGAUCCCGACAGCUCUAUCCCGACAGCUUCGGAGCAUUCCAGGGCUGGAAGUGAGGUUUACCAUCUUCCAUGUCCUUUGUGCCACCGCGGCGAUCAGCGCUUUCUCCGUCAAGAUGCUGGCAUUUAGCCCAGAUGUUGGCAGCACUCGGCACUAUGCGAAAAGGCAGCCUCACCCGGUGGGCAAUGUUGAUCCGCUCAGGUGGUAUCGUCUUUUCAGUAUCCUCGCAACUUUGAACCAGAUCAUGGGUGCCGUCUACAUCGAUCGUGUUUUGCAGGACCGGGUUUUCCUGUUCGUCUUCGGUGGUCGCGAUGCCACAUACGAAGACGACGAGCUGGCGUACAAGAACGCUUACAUGACCCGAAUGGUCAGAGAGAUCUGGGUCAAAUACUCAGACUCGGGGCACUAUUUCUCAGCCAUCGUCUUGCUUGCGACCUUCGACCACUACGACCUGCAGUGGCUUAUGAUUGAAGAGACAGAGGACGACGAUGACUACGUGCUGCAACGCCUGGGCCUUGCUCCGCAAAGGACGGUUUCUGCGCCUGCUGACGGGCUGACAUCGCGCCCAAAGAAGGCAACGUCUGGAAUUGAUGACACCACGUGGUGGAACAAGUUCUGGACAAUGCUGGGAUGCCAUACCAUCAGCCGAGUGCAGUCCAGCCCAGAUCUGGACACCGUCCAUGAGGAAUUCCAAGAGUCUCCUGUGCACUCCCUGCAUUCAGCGCCGAAAGAUGAUGAGGAUGUCGAGAGAAACGAGGACUGGCAUGAGAAGACUCAGCAGCAGGCCACGCCGGAAGAUCGUCCUCGGCGACGAUCCAUGUCCGAGAACCUGUCGCACAAGGCCUCGGCGGCCUCGAAGAUUACUCCCAUCAGCUUGAAGCUGCCAUCCUCGGACGCGCUCGGCCCUGUUGCCAGCGAGCGAUCGGGACAGGAGGAAAGCGCUCUUUCAGAAACACCGCACACAAAUCGAAACAGCAUGAUGGACAACCAGGAUUGCAUCAGCGAGUCGUCGCAGCCACUGCUCUUCCCGGUUCAGGACCCAGCCGGCUCGGACUUGGCGAGCCGAGAGUCCACUCACAGUUCGACGGGGAUGGCAGCAAUUGCCCGUGCAUUUCAAAGCAGGUGCAACGCAUUGGGGGAUAGCUGGAAUGGUUGGACAGAGGGAACCUUCCCGAAACGGGCUGGCUAUCUCGCGUGGGCAGACGGUUGGAGUGACAGUGGAAUCCCGAUGUCCAGGUCCGACACUAAUGAGCUCGUCGAUCUGGAUCACCUCUUCACAAGCCAUGAGGUGCUACCGGGGCCCCGUGUCAAUGGUGAUGACAUGGUAUGA
Molecule: messenger RNA, 2568 nt
Organism: Symbiodinium sp. CCMP2456
Lineage: Eukaryota; Dinophyceae; Suessiales; Symbiodiniaceae
Source: the annotation of a GenBank genome assembly